Orbicella faveolata is the source of this 794-nucleotide messenger RNA. RefSeq lists its product as uncharacterized. The record is from RefSeq and is a predicted model, not a curated record. NCBI's taxonomy places the organism in Eukaryota, Metazoa, Cnidaria, Anthozoa, Scleractinia, Merulinidae.
UGUCUCAGUAUUUCACGUAUAAGAACAAACAGUAAUUUUCAAUUUAGGCCACCCGCCCACUAACACUUUUGAUUCCGAUUACAUAUCAAUCCCUUGCAGAUUUUUGUGAGCGCUCAGUGCAGAGUCCAUGCCCAGGAAUGAUGGCGAGACUGUUUCUCUUAGAAAGAACACACCAAGAAAGGAAUGAGAAGUUGUAUAUCCUGUUUAUAAUUCCCGAAGAGAAAUACCAGGUUUACAAAGCCAUUUUGGAGAGUUACGUCGAUGACACAACAUCACAGCAAGGCUACAAAACCAGACAAAUUCCAUUUGCUGUUGAUAAUGCCAGGAGCCGAGAGUUUCAUACCCUGUAUGUGCAGGAGCAGAUGAAAGUGUCAUUUGAACUAGAGAGCCAAUGGCAGCGAAACUUUGUCACUCUAGAUGCUGGACGAGAAUACGUUUUCAGGGUUCCAAACAUUCGCUGUGAGAGUGAAAACAGAGUAGCACCAGGGGCCAAGUCACAUUUUAGGGUGGAGUAUACUGGUGGACCUGGAAGGCUUUGUCAAGAACAAGGCAAAAUAACAUUGACAGUUGAUUCAACAGUGCAGUCUACCCUGUUUUUCUCCAUUGCUAUUUGGGUUCCAGACUGAUGGGAAGAAAAGAAAACAACUUGCAGAAAGAUUAAUUCUACAUGGAGUACUCAGGUUCUCUGUCCCAUUGGUAAUGUUGUUAACACAUUAUUAUGAUAUUAUUGUUAACUGUUUUCAUUAAGAUAAAAAAAAACCUUGAAAAAAGAAGAAAAAAAGAAAAAAAGAAAG